CUCUCUGUCUCUGUCUCUCUCUCUGUUAAUCUCUCUCUCUCUCUCUCUCUCUCUCUCUCUCUCGAUACCACAGCGAUGUGUCUCUUUAUCUCGUUGGGAUUUUGUUAUCCAGCCACUUUUGUAGACUUCAAACCUUUCAAACUUUUCUGAACUUGUUUUUCUUAAAUUGCGUGGACUCCCAAGUUCUGCAUUUCAGCCACACUUCAAUUUCAUCUAGUCUGGACUGUACAAGUCUUUCUUUUUUGGCUCACAAAGCCUUUCGGGUUUUUUUAUAUUAAUAUAUACAUCUAUAUAUCGUGACAUCUUUUGGUAUAUUUGUGGGAUUUUCCUGUAGACUGGACCCCCUGACCUCAGCUCUGGACUCUGCUUUUAGUUUAGUGAGCAGCUUCGGCUUUGCUAUACAAGCAUGGAGGAGAAUGACAACAUGGACUAUUUUUACCAGCAAGUUUUGCAGAAGGACGUGAGCCGGCGGCUGCAGCUCGGUCCAGACCUCAUUGACUACCUGAGUGACCCACAGAGAUCCUGCGACGUGGAUCAGGACAAAUCACGCCUGGAUAAAACCAUGGACGAGCUAACAGGCUGGGUGAACUCCAGCAACUACAAGGUUGCAUUGCUGGGGAUCGAUAUUGUCAGCGCGUUUGUUGACCGGCUGAGCGAACGCUUUCGAGGUUAUGUAGGCACAGUGGUCCCUGCACUAGUGGAUCGUCUGGGUGAUUCGAAAGAUCAGGUACGAGAUCAGGCACAGGCGCUCAUUCUCAAGCUGAUGGAGGAGGCAGCCACUCCCAUGUACGUAUGGGAGAGGUUGUUCCCUGGCUUUAAACACAAGAACUUCCGAAGCAGAGAAGGAUUGUGUCUGUGUCUGGUCGCCACACUCAAUGCGUACGGUGCCCAGCCACUGGGUCUGAGUAAAUUUGUACCGCAUCUGUGUGUACUAACAGGAGACCAGAACCCUCAAGUACGGGAGACCGCUAUCACAGCUCUGGUCGAGGUGUAUCGGCAUGUAGGUGAGAGAGUGAGGGCAGACCUCGGCAAGAGAGGACUGCCAGCUGCACGAUUGCAGACGAUUUUAGGCCGGUUUGAUGAAGUGCUGAACUCUGGAGUCAUGGCCCUCAGCCUGAGUCAAGAUCGUAGCUUUGAUGACGAUGACUCGGUGGAUGGUAGCCGGCCCUCGUCAGCCCAGGCAGCUUUCAAAGUCCCCAAAGUGCCGAAGAAACCUGCAGAUUCAGCCAGCAGUUCCAGAAGACCCAGUGCUACUGGAGCCACCAAAAUGAGUGUGUCUAAAGAGGUAGCUGGUGCUUUAGAUGAGGAGGACUUUAUUAAAGCAUUCACAGAUGUCCCCACUGUUCAGAUCUAUUCCACGCGUGACCUGGAGGAUAACCUGAACAAGAUCCGAGAGAUUCUCUCCGAUGAUAAACACGACUGGGAUCAGAGAGCUAUUGCAUUAAAGAAGAUCCGAUCUCUGCUGGUGGCAGGGGCAAAAAACUACGACUGUUUCUACCAGCACCUGCGCUUACUAGAUGGAGCGUUUAAGCUUUCAGCUAAGGACCUGCGAUCGCAGGUGGUGCGAGAGGCCUGCGUCACUGUGGCGCACCUGUCCACAGUGUUGGGGAAUAAAUUCGACCAUGGAGCAGAGGCCAUCGUUCCUGUGUUGUUUAAUCUUAUUCCCAACUGUGCAAAAAUAAUGGCGACCUCUGGGACGGCAGCAAUUCGCAUCAUUAUACAGCAUACACACGUGCCACGGCUCAUUCCUCUCAUCACAGGGAACUGCACUUCAAAAUCCGUGGCUGUAAGGAGACGCUGUUAUGAAUUUUUGGAUCUGCUACUGCAGGAGUGGCAGACACACUCUCUGGAGAGGCAUGCGGCUGUUUUGGUGGACAGCAUAAAGAAGGGAAUCAGAGAUGCUGACUCAGAGGCUCGAGUGGAGGCUAGAAAGGCCUACUGGGGGCUGCGGGCUCAUUUCCCCACAGAGGCGGAGUCUCUGUAUAACUCGCUAGAACCGUCCUACCAGAAGACACUUCAGUCGUGUCUAAAGAGUUCGGGCAGCGUGGCAUCGCUCCCACAAUCGGAUCGCUCUUCCUCCAGCUCGCAGGAAAGUCUCAAUCGGCCGUUAACUUCAAAGUGGUCGGCUGCUCCGGGCAGAGUUCCAGCCAGCUCUAAAUCAGCAGGCUCACCAGGUUCCCUGCAACGAUCUCGGAGUGAUGUUGAUGUAAAUGCAGCAGCCAGUGCUAAGGCCAGACACGGUGGACAGGCAGGAGGAGCUGGCCGCCUCACUACGGCUUUACCGCCAGGCACCUAUGCCUCGCUAGAUGAUGCCUCUGAUAAGGAUGGACGUCUCCGUACUAAGCAGCCGUUGUCAACUCCAUCAGGAAUGAGCAGCACUCAGGUGGACUCGAGGGCCCGGAGCCGAACAAAGAUGGUAUCUCAGUCCCAACGUUCCGACGAUUCUGAUUGCACGCCAGGAUCACAGUCUGCUACACCAAUUGGUGCGGGCUCUCGCUCUGGCUCUCCGGGCCGUGUGUUGGCCAGCACAGCUUUGAGCACACUCAGUACAGGCGCCCAGCGUGUGAGUGCUGCUCCCGGUUCCCAGCGGCGCAGCAGAAUCCCACGCAGUCAGGGCUGCAGCCGAGAUUCAAGCCCCACCCGACUGUCUGUGGCGCCAUCCAACGUCAGCCACAUCUACAAUGGAUCGAAAGGAGCGCGGGGUAGUCGUAUACCACGGCCUAGUGUGAGUCAGGGCUGCAGUCGUGAGGCCAGUCGAGAGAGCAGCAGAGACACCAGCCCUGUGCGUUCCUUCACACCGCUUGCUUCACGACACUACUCUCGCUCUACUGGUGCCCUUCAUGCCCCAGAUGCCUUUGGGGCAGCAGGUUCAGGUUUGGGGAUCUCGCAGUCCAGUCGUCUCUCUUCUUCUGUCAGUGCCAUGAGAGUGUUAAAUACGGGGUCGGAUGUGGAGGAGGCCCUCGCCGAUGCAUUGCUGUUAGGUGAUAUGCGGAGCAAGCAGAAAAAGCCAGCUCGGCGGCGGUACGAAAACUACAGCAUGUAUUCCGAUGACGAUGCCAACAGUGAUGCAUCGAGUGCUUGCUCAGAGCGUUCAUAUAGCUCACGCAAUGGCAGUAUUCCCACAUACAUGCGUCAGGCUGAAGAUGUGGCCGAAGUACUUAACCGCUGUGCUUCGGCUAACUGGUCUGAGAGGAAAGAGGGGCUGAUGGGGUUACAGGCCCUGCUGAAGAACCAGCGUGCUCUCAGCCGGGUUGAACUCAAGAGAUUGUGUGAAAUUUUUACAAGGAUGUUUGCAGACCCACACAGCAAGCGUGAGUCCAGAGGCUUCGGCACGGCAGAAUCCGGUAUCAGUUCCGCCUCCUUUAAGAGAGUGUUCAGCAUGUUCUUGGAGACACUGGUGGACUUCAUAAUGGUUCAUAAGGCAGACCUGCAGGACUGGCUGUUUGUGCUGCUUACACAACUGCUGAAAAAGAUGGGCGCCGACCUCCUCGGCUCCGUACAGGCCAAAGUACAGAAAGCCCUCGACGUCACAAGGGAGUCUUUUCCAAAUGAUCUGCAGUUCACAAUUCUUAUGAGAUUCACUGUAGACCAGACACAGACACCCAACUUAAAGGUGAAAGUGGCCAUUUUGAAGUAUAUAGAGACCCUGACGUUACAAAUGGAGCCACAGGACUUUGUGAACUCCAGCGAGACCAGACUUGCAGUGUCCCGCAUUAUCACAUGGACCACAGAACCCAAGAGCUCGGAUGUCAGGAAGGCAGCCCAGUCUGUGCUGAUUUCGCUGUUCCAGUUGAAUACACCAGAGUUCACCAUGCUUCUUGGUGCCCUACCUAAAACCUUCCAGGAUGGAGCUACCAAACUCCUUCAGAACCACCUACGCAACACUGGCGGUGUAGCACCAGCCCCAGUAGGUAGCCCAUUGACACGACACACUCCAAGGUCACCGGCCAGCUGGUCAAGUCCUCUAACAUCCCCUACCAACACGUCACAGAACACGCCGUCCCCGAGUGCAUUUGAUUAUGACACAGAGAACAUGAACUCGGAGGAGAUUUACAGCUCUCUGCGCGGCGUUACCCAAGCCAUCCAGAACUUCAGCGUGCGGAGCCAAGAGGACAUGAGUGAACCUCCUCGCAAAAGAGAGGGAGACGGAGAAGAGAGACUCCUCAGUGUUCAUCAGCACUUCGAUAUGGUUAGAGGAACAAGAACGAACACCAGAAACAGGGGCGGUGCUGACACAACGGAAACUGGUCGGACAGCAUUGGAUAACAAAACGUCUCUGCUGAACACCAUGCCCCUCCUCUCCUCCAGUCCCCGCCCCAGCAAGGAGUAUCAGCCAGGUAGUUACUCAGACUCUUCCUUCGGCUCCUCCCCUUUUAGUAAGAGCCUGAAAGAGCCACUGGACCAUGACGGCGAGAGCCUUACGGAUGAUAGCAGUGUGGACCAAUCAGAGGUGGUGGCUGAGCUGUUAAAGGAGCUGUCCAAUCACAGCGAGCGGGUGGAGGAGAGGAAGGCAGCGCUCUGUGAACUCAUGCGGCUGAUCAGGGAAACACAGCUGCACGUCUGGGAUGAACAUUUUAAAACUAUUCUCCUGCUGCUGCUGGAAACCAUGGGGGAUGGCGAGCAUGUGAUUCGUGCACUUGCACUGCGGGUGCUGAAGGAGAUUUUGAACAGACAGCCCUGGCGCUUCAAGAACUAUGCAGAACUUACUAUUAUGAAGACCUUGGAAGCACACAAAGACCCACACAAAGAGGUGAUCCGGGCAGCAGAAGAGGCAGCAGCCAUGCUGGCAAGUUCCAUCAGCCCAGAGCAGUGCAUUAAGGUGCUAUGUCCCAUCAUUCAGUCUGCAGACUAUCCCAUCAAUCUGGCUGCCAUCAAGAUGCUCACCAAAGUAAUUGAGCGACUGCCCAAGGAAAGUCUGGUCCAGAUGCUUUCGGAGAUUGUCCCUGGACUCAUUCAGGGUUAUGAUAACUCUGAGAGCAGUGUACGAAAAGCUUGUGUGUUCUGCCUUGUUGCCAUCUAUGCCAUCAUCGGGGAGGAUCUCAAACCUUUCCUCAGCCAACUGUCUGGCAGCAAGCUCAAGCUGUUGAACCUGUAUAUAAAGCGUGCUCAGAGUGGCUCUGGCGGAAGUGGUGACCAGUCAUCUGACGUGGGAGGCCUGUAGCUGAACCCACAGGAUUGUAAGGGCUGGAGUCCUUGCAGGCUUUUAACACACAUACAAACACACAGACCGCUAUAAACAUGCACAGGCUUACAGAUACACACAUGCAAACACAAGUAUGGACUUGCUGGACAUCUUCCUCUUCCCCUCCUCUUCUAUCCAGCUGCAGCCAUGUGGGACAGCAUGGAUCAGACUCCAACACUUCCUGUUAAACUAACAACGUCUUCUUUUUGUGUGAGCAUGACUCAUUGUUGUGCCAGUGGUAAGCUUUGUUGAGCUUGUUGUGUGUGUGUGCGAGAGAGAUAGUGUGUGUGUGUGUGUGUGUGUCAGUGCAAGUUCACUUACCUUUUAAAAUCCCAGCAUUGAGAUAAAAAGGAGAGAGGGGAGGCGUUACGUGUCACUCCGCAAUAUCAAGACCAUUUCCUUACGAUCAAAGAGCUUCUGAGGAAACUCAGAUUCACAAGAUGCAACUCACAGUUCUGAGCACAGAUUUCAUUAGAAGUGCUUAUAGCUCCUUGAUUGAAUCUUAAUGAUCUUCUCACUUCGUAACACUGAAUGGUUGGUUCAGCUUGCUCUAUCAUAUGGCAUACUUUGCUUGGCUAUCUGCAUGUCAUGAUUAAAACCGACCCUUUUUAUCUGGUCACCUGUAGGACUUAAUGGGUCCAGGGACCCACUCACACAUCCGAGGUUUGUGUCGCAGUUGUACUGCAAAGCCAGAUGUCAUUUGAAUACAUAGGCAAUAUGUAUCUAUAUAACACAACAGGAGUAUUCAAGAAAAUCUUGUGUUAUUUGGAGGCUGUGUAGAUUCUUUUAAGUAGCGUAGUGUCAUUUCUUCUCCGAAGGGAAAUUUGUAGAAAUGUAUUUACGCAAAAACUGAUGUGUGUCUUUCUCCUUUCUGUAGUUUCUCUUUCUCCCCUGUGAGGAAAUUUUCCUCUGGAUUCCCAACUGCAUUUCUAAAGCUAUGCUAACAAUAAAAUGAAAAUAAAAAAAUGUACAGACAUGAGUAAAGUGUUUUACCUUAA
Molecule: messenger RNA, 6180 nt
Organism: Tachysurus fulvidraco (yellow catfish)
Lineage: Eukaryota; Metazoa; Chordata; Actinopteri; Siluriformes; Bagridae
Gene: clasp2
Product: cytoplasmic linker associated protein 2
Exons: 45
Coding region: 407-5161 (1584 amino acids)
Biological process (GO): mitotic spindle assembly
Cellular component (GO): microtubule organizing center; mitotic spindle; cytoplasmic microtubule
Molecular function (GO): microtubule binding
Source: RefSeq, a predicted model, not a curated record